AUCCGAAAUCACUUGGCAACGUUUACCCUGCACACAGACUAGCGGAUGUCUGUAAAGUAAACUGCAAGAGAUGGAUUACUAACAAAAAUACAGAUAGAUCUACUUGCACAAUUAAGUAUCGGAGAACUGACACCGUCUGGUUCACACGGUGUGUCGUUAUUCCAUUGUAUUAAGGGCAGUUAGAAAUGAUCACAGUUAUUUUUACUGUAACAUCAGCCAGUGAUACCUGUGACUGCGCGGCUAUUGUCGGGAAUAUACCUGAACUAGGAUCCUGGGAUCCGGCAAAGGGCGUCAUAGGCAUCCGUCAUAAUAACACAAAAUAUGCGGCCACAGUAAACAUCCCCGAAGGCUUGAACAAAAUCGAGUUCAAAUGGAUCUUUUGGCAUGGAGGACACUUGAGUUGGGAAGUUGGUCGGAACAAGGUGAUAUAUGAUUUACCCAAGAAGGCUGGUUCCGUCUGUCACAUAUCCAAUGUGGUGAAUGGUCCGGCAAGAAAACUGCGUGAAAUAGAUCCUCCAAGCAGAUACAAUUUCCAAGGAAUUUCCAGAUGUUAUACCGACAUGACCAGAAAUAAUUGUGAACGAAUUUCGAGAUUCAUAAAGCCACAGGUAAAUGAACUGGAGCAGAAGAAGUCAGAUCCUGGGCCUUGGACUAUGUUUGCUGGUCCCACUCUGUGCAGCUAUGAUUAAAGAUUAUGGAUUGGUCUGGAUAUCAAAUCUAUUUCCAUUUGAAGAUCUUAAAAUAUUUCACUGUUUUAUUCCAUUUAUCUUAUUUGUUUAUUACAUCACAGUAUAUAUGUAGUUUGGCACAUUGUACUAUUGUAGACUUAACAAAUUAAUGUAAUUUGCAUCUGUUCAUUCUAGACCUACAUAAUAAAAUCGUUUUACAUG
Molecule: messenger RNA, 890 nt
Organism: Mercenaria mercenaria
Lineage: Eukaryota; Metazoa; Mollusca; Bivalvia; Venerida; Veneridae
Exons: 6
Coding region: 186-689 (167 amino acids)
Molecular function (GO): starch binding
Source: RefSeq, a predicted model, not a curated record